AUGGAUGUUUCCCGGUUGAUGAUGCAUGCACAACAAAUAGAAGAAGAAAAACUUAAGGAGAAAACUAGGGAUUCAAAGAGGGCAAGAAGGGAUGAUGGUGAAUCUUCACAUUCAAGGUCAGAUAGAGAAAUUCGUUCUCAAGGUAAAGGUGGUAGUGAGCAAAUAUGGCCUGAGUGUAGGGAGUGGAGAAGACAUGAGGGUAAAUGUCUAGCCGGUUCUAAUGUUUGUUUUGGUUGUCAUAAGAUAGAUCAUAAAAUAAGGAAUUGUCCUUCGGUUGCUAGAAAUGAAGGAGAUAGUCCUCGACGGGCUCAACCUUACCCUUCCUCCGAUCCUAUUGGUGGUUGGAAACAAGAUAGGUUUUAUGCUCUUCAAACUCGACAAGAUCAUAAGGGUUCCCGGGAUGCGGUGAUUGGUAAGUUAAGGUUUUUGCUGUAG
Molecule: messenger RNA, 435 nt
Organism: Solanum verrucosum
Lineage: Eukaryota; Viridiplantae; Streptophyta; Magnoliopsida; Solanales; Solanaceae
Exons: 1
Coding region: 1-435 (144 amino acids)
Source: RefSeq, a predicted model, not a curated record